CUCUCUCUCUCUCUCUUCUGGAAAAAGGAAUAGCGCUCAACUUUCUCUGUAAGCUCUCCCUCAUCCUCUCUUUCUCCUUUUCCAUGGAUUCCAGUAGACUCGUGCUCCCCAUGGUAAUGGACGACCUCACGGUCCUGAUUCUUUCGUAGGCUGUUUGCGCUCCAUUGGUUGCAGCAGAUCCUGCCCAGAUCUUCCCGAUCCUGCUCACGGGAAGGGGGUCAGAGGGGGACAAUUCUCCGCCAUUCUUUUUCCUUCUCGAGUGGUUGGACACAGGAUUUGAAGGUCCACUCUCCUCAAUCCCCACCCCACUGACCGGCAACAUGUCCUUUUUCUCAUCUGGGUAUCCUCGGAUAAGUCAAAGGUCCGAUCUUUUCUGCCCCGAUUCCGAGCUGCAGGGGAGAUUGAGGCGCUGAUCGGGCUUUUCUUGAUGUGGGUAGAGCGAGUCAGGUCGGUCUUUGAUUGCAAAUGGGUAGUAUUCUUUGAUUGUUAGCUCGGAUGACUGUGGUCUUCCCCCGAUUGAUGAUAAUGGCCCUCGCGGGGUUUCUGUAGCAUUUGACGGUUUUUCGGUUGAAGAUCUCUGCUGUUUGAUGCGAAAAGAUUGAAGUUUCUGGGCUGAAUUGGAUUUUCUCUCAUUGCCGCUUGCCUAGUUUCAGGGAAAGUGAUUGGAAGUCUUCUUCGGGGGAGUUUGGAAGGUUAGGAUUGUUGAGUGGAUGCGGAAGGAGUUCAGUUGAGAUCAUCUAGACAAUGAUCAAUAAGAUACUCAACAGGCUUCCGAGGAAGCCAUCUAAGUCGAUUGAUACCAGUGAUGUUGGGGGAACCUCGACUUCCUCUUAUAGUGCAUCGUCUACUUCAAGAACCAAUGAUUUGGCUAGCAGGCAACACGGGAAUUCAACUACUUCUGCUUCAGGAUUGAAUCAUGGAAAUAGGCUUCUACAGGCUGCGAAUACUAGGCUGAAUGGCAACUCUUCAGUUGUUCCAUAUGAGGCCUUGCCCGGGUUUAAGGAUGUCCCGAAUUCAGAGAAGCAGAACCUGUUCAUCAGAAAGCUGGGCCUCUGUUGUGUUGUGUUUGACUUCACGAAUCCCACGAAGAACACCAAGGAGAAGGACAUCAAGCGCCAGACCUUGCUGGAGCUGGUAGACUACAUCACUUCUGCAAAUGGAAAAUUUACUGAGGUGGUGAUGCAAGAGAUUGUAAAGAUGGUGUCUAUCAACUUAUUCAGGAACCUGACUACCCCCCCUCGCGAGAACAAGGUCCUCGAGGCCUUCGAUCUUGAGGAAGAAGAGCCAUCGAUGGACCCUGCGUGGCCCCACUUGCAAAUUGUGUAUGAACUGCUCCUCAGAUUCGUGGCCUCGCCUGAGACAGAUGCAAAGUUGGCGAAGAGGUACAUUGACCAGUCCUUCAUUCUCAGGUUGUUAGAUCUCUUUGAUUCAGAGGACCCAAGAGAGAGGGAGUACCUUAAAACUGUCCUUCACCGUAUCUAUGGGAAGUUUAUGGCACACAGGCCCUUUAUUCGGAAAGCAAUCAACAACAUAUUCUUCCGAUUUAUAUUUGAGACUGAGAAGCAUAAUGGCAUCGGAGAACUUCUGGAGAUAUUAGGGAGCAUAAUCAAUGGGUUUGCCCUUCCCCUGAAAGAGGAGCACAAGCUCUUCCUUGUUCGAGCUUUGAUUCCGCUUCAUAAACCCAAAUGCAUCCCAAUGUAUCAUCAGCAACUCUCUUACUGCAUUACCCAGUUUGUUGAGAAGGACUGCAAGCUCGCUGAUACUGUUAUAAGGGGCUUGUUGAAAUAUUGGCCCGUUACAAACAGUUCGAAGGAGGUCAUGUUCCUUGGAGAGUUGGAGGAAGUCUUGGAGGCAACACAGGCCCCGGAAUUUCAGCGGUGUAUGGUGCCUUUGUUCCGCCAAAUUGGGCGUUGCUUGUCUAGUUCCCAUUUUCAGGUGGCUGAGAGGGCUCUGUUUCUCUGGAACAACGACCACAUUGAGAACCUUAUUAAGCAGAACCGCAAAGUGAUACUCCCGAUAAUCUUCCCUUCGCUCGAAAGGAAUGCCCGCGCUCACUGGAACCAAGCGGUGAAGAGCCUGACAUUGAAUGUCCGCAAGAUCUUCUCUGACACUGAUCCCGAGCUCUUUGAGGAAUGCCUGGCCAAAUUCCAAGAAGAUGAAGCCCAGGAAGAGGAAAUCAAGACACGACGGGAAGCAACAUGGAAACAGCUAGAGGAAAUCGCUGCCAUGAAAUCUGCAUCCAGUGGGCCGGCGCUCGCGAAAUGAAUUGGCUCGAUACUUAGCUACUGGGAUACAGGGUCUUCUCACUGGUUGCUCCUUGCGGCAUCCGUGACAGAGGAUCUGUUGGUGCUUAGAUUUUCCAUAACCGAUCCCAGCUGGCUCGAGAAAAUCUGCCAUCAAUGGCCAGAAUUCCAGUAGUGAGUGAUUCCACUCAUUCAUUCUUGUUCAUGCUCGUGAUCGGAAACAGGGCCAGUGUGCAAAGGCUUGAAGGGAUGGUCUCUUGCUCAAAGAUUUCUAAGGAGAUGUGUAUAUAACAUACCAGCAGGGGGUCGAAACGGAUCGCAGGUCUCGUAUAAUUGAUGCCAAUUUUCUUGAAUCAAGACAGUAGAAUCGACUGUUUUUAAUUUUUUUCCCCUUCGGUUUUCGGGAGGGAAAAUUGUCCGGGUUUUACAGAUAUAUGUUUGCUUUCUGUUUUGAGAACUUUUGGAUGGUUAAUCUUAUAAUAUGUGAUAGGGAAGAGGUUGAGAACAUCGGAUCAGUCGGUCGGUCCAUUUUUCUUAAUGCCAUGUAUUAGCCAACAUCACGCUUCCUUUUGCUGUUGUAAUCUAUUUGCUUGUCCGAGUGAU
Messenger RNA from Punica granatum (pomegranate), 2846 nucleotides. NCBI's taxonomy places the organism in Eukaryota, Viridiplantae, Streptophyta, Magnoliopsida, Myrtales, Lythraceae. The record is from RefSeq and is a predicted model, not a curated record.